This is a messenger RNA of Botrytis byssoidea, 1212 nucleotides long. RefSeq lists its product as uncharacterized. Gene Ontology annotation, biological process: proteolysis. NCBI's taxonomy places the organism in Eukaryota, Fungi, Ascomycota, Leotiomycetes, Helotiales, Sclerotiniaceae. Gene Ontology annotation, molecular function: aspartic-type endopeptidase activity. The record is from RefSeq and is a predicted model, not a curated record. Bases 1 to 1212 code for a protein of 403 amino acids. The transcript has 4 exons.
AUGCUUUCCAACAUCACAGCCUUCCUCGCUCUUGGAGCAAUUGCCCAAGCAGCUCCAACUCCAGCUCCAGGAGCUGCCUCUUCCGGUUCAGCAUCUCACAGUGUAACAGCAAUUCACAAUCCGAAUUAUGUUCGCAAUGGUACUGCAUCUUUGCUCAAGGCCUAUGCCAAGUACCACAUUCAGCCUACCCAACCAAUGUCUGAUGCGUUCAUAUCGGCACUCCAAAAGAGACAGGAUUCUUCUGCUCCAGCUUUCCCAGUCAAUGGUGUUGAGUAUCUCGUUCCUACUAUCGUUGGAGGUCAAACUCUCAACCUUGAUUUGGACACUGGUUCGGCAGACUUAUGGGUUUUCUCCUCUCUUCUAGCUGCCUCCUCUCGCAGAGGUCAUGACAUCUACACCUCAAGCAAGAGUUCCACAUUCAAGGCUCUCUCGGGUUACACCUGGAGCAUCCAGUAUGCCGAUGGAUCUGGAGCAAGUGGCACUGUAGGAACAGAUACCGUCAAGAUUGGUGAGACUACAGUCACUGGCCAAGCAGUUGAACUUGCCAACAGAGUCUCUUCUUCAUUUGUCACUGAUGAAUCUGAUGGACUCAUCGGUAUGGCUUUCAGCAGCAUUAACACUGUUGAACCAAGAGCUCAAUCCACCUUUUUUGACAAUGCCGAGAGCUCUCUCAGUUCCCCACUCUUCGCCGCCUACCUCCCAUUGAAUGCAGAUGGAGCAUACGACUUCGGAUAUACCGACUCUUCCAAAUACACUGGAAAUAUCACGUACACCCCUGUCGACUCCAAGAACGGUUUCUGGGAAUUCCCAUCUGCAUCUUACAAAGUCGGCUCUACCGUCCGCAGCUUAUCAGGAUACACUGGUAUUGCUGAUACAGGAACCACACUUAUCCUCAUGAGCGACGCCGUUAAUACUGCAUACUACGCUCAAGUCCCUGGUGCCAAUUACUCCAGCUCUUAUGGAGGAUACAUAUUCCCUUGCGAUGCUACUCUCCCUACCUUGUCGUUCAAAGUCGGUCCAACUGACUAUGUGACAAUUCCGAGUUCCUUGAUGAAUUUUGCAGUCGCGGAUGGAAACACUUGUUACGGCUCGCUUCAAAGUGUAGGUGGCGGUAGUCAGAACAUCUAUGGAGAUGUUUUCUUCAAUGCUUACUAUGGUGUUUUUGACAAGAGUGGACCUUCAUUUGGUUUCGCUACUAGUGCGUCUAUUUAA